GCCCGGACGAGGACCGCGGGCAGAUGAGCACCGAAGAGCGGCUCCAGUCGACCUCCCGCCAGGGAAACUUCUACAUGCUCAUCGUGAUCGGAGAGAUCGCUACAGAGCAGCAGCUGCACACCAGACAGCACAUAGAGCGCGGUAUUCGUUCCUGGGACAUCAGUGUGUCAGAAUGUGACCUGGACCAACAACUACAGCUUUUCAUAAGCAGACAUUCCGCCCAGUUCUCAGCCGAGGUCAGAGGUCAAAGGACCCUGCACCACAAAAGUGAUGUUCUUGAAACGGUUGUAUUAGUGAAUCCAUCAGAAGAUACUGUUAUCUCUGAGAUCCAUUGUCUUGUAUCUGACCCAGCUGUGCACAAGCUGCUAGUCCUGAGUGGGCAGAGUUCUGACCAAGGUGACCUGGUUCUCCAAACUGGAGUUCUCAGUCAUCAGACCUUCUCACGUGUGUUUGCUGAUCCUGGGGUCAGUAAUUCACUGGUGAAAUCCAGCUCUGGACAGCGGGCAUCACUAACUGUGUCUUGCCGUGGUGAGGCAGGCUGGAGUUCUCUGGGGCAACAGCAACGCAUUAGGGAGUUGCUGAAUUAUAGGCUGAAUCCAGAGCCCAUACUUCCUAAGAUGGAGGGGGUCACUGAGUUUACAGAAUACAUAUCUGAGACUGUGGAUGUACCAUGCCCUUUUGACCUUCUUGAGCCUCCAACCUCUGGAGGAUUCCUAAAGCUGUCAAAGCCUUGCUGCUACAUCUUUCCUGGUGGACGGGGGGAUUCUGCACUUUUUGCCGUCAAUGGUUUUAACAUUCUGAUUGAUGGUGGCUCUGACAGAAAGUCAUGCUUCUGGAAGCUUGUCAGACAUUUAGAUCGUAUUGAUUCUGUCCUUUUAACCCAUAUUGGUGCUGAUAAUCUUCCCGGGAUCAAUGGACUCCUUCAAAGGAAGGUUGCAGAACAAGAGGAAGAACAGUCUCAAGGCUCAACCACCUACAGUGAUUGGAUGAAGAACCUGAUAUCACCCGAGCUCGGAGUUGUGUUCUUCAAUGUACCUGAGAAGCUUCGCACAUCAGAAUCGAAUUUGAAAGUCAAGCGAAGCAUUGAGGAAGCCUCUCUUACAUUGCAGUACCUUAACAAGCUAGGAAUUAAGCCUGAGCCUCUUUUUCGAGUAGUUACUAAUACAAUUGAGCCCAUCACUCUUUUUCACAAGAUGGGUGUGGGCAGGUUAGAUAUGUUUGUCCUGAAUCCUGUGAAGGACAGUAAGGAAAUGCAGUUCCUCAUGCAGAAGUGGGCAGGUAACAGCAAGGCCAAGACAGGGAUAGUACUUCCCAAUGGAAAAGAGGGAGAAAUAUCUGUACCGUAUUUGACAUCUAUUACUGCUCUUGUUGUUUGGCUCCCUGCCAACCCUACAGAAAAAAUAAUCCGAGUUUUGUUUCCAGGAAAUGCACCGCAGAACAAAAUCCUUGAAGGGCUUGAAAAGUUGAAGCACCUUGAUUUCUUGCGGUAUCCGAUAGCCACCCAAAAAGACAUAAAUUCUGGUGUUUCACCUUCAGCAGUAAAACAAACAAAGCUAAAGCAAAGAACUGACAGCAAAGAAAGUCUCAAAUCAUCUCCCAAGACUCAAGCACCAGCUAAGCCUUUUAAGAAAGAAACCGAUGAGCAUGAGGAUGUAUCCAUUGUCGACAUAAAGAGUGACUCAGUCAAUGAAAACAAGAUUGAGAAAAAAGAAGAAAAGAAGCACACCAAGCCACUGAAACCAAAAGCAGAUGUGACGGAAAAGAAAAAAUUAUUGAAGGACAAAUCACUGAAAAAACACCCCAAGGAAAGGGUGUCUAAAAUGGAUGAAAAGAAAGACAAAGAAAAGAGGGAAGUUAAAAAAGAAAAACGUGAUAUUAAAAAAGAUGAUGUUGUAAAAAAAGAUGAGAAGAAGUUUAAAACCAAGGACACUCCAAAACCUGAACUGAGAAAAAUAACUAAACCUGACCUGAAACCUUUUACUCCAGAGGUCAGAAAGACACUCCACAAGGCCAAAACCCAAGGGAAACCCAAAACAAUAAAGAGCAAACCUACAACUGCCAAGGUAGAGAGUGCAGAGAUUGUGGUCCAACCAGUGGCUGAAAAGACUGAGCCUGAGAAACCGGAAAAAGGGACAGGAGAAGUAAUAUCUGCUCCAUCUACUCCAGAAGAUUUAACAAAAGACUUUGAUGAAAUGAGAUCCACUGAAACAACAGAUCAAUCUGAAGCUCCUAAAAGUGUCCUUACGGUCUCUGAAUUACCAGCUGAAAAAGACAAUGAAACUACAAAUGUUGCAGAAGCACAAGAACAAGAUCAUGUUACAGAAACUGAUAUUGUGGAACAAAAAACUACAGAGAAAGAAGUAGCACCAUCAGCAGAAAUCCAAGAAGUGCUAUCAGCAGAAGUGAAAGAACAAGAGGAUGAAACCCAAACAUCAGAAUUAGAGAAAUUUGAGGAUGAGGGUGCUGCAAUUGAAGAUGAAGAUGAGGAGGAGGUUGAGAUACAGCCUGUUAAGAAGAGGAUAGAGGAGGAGGAAGAGGAGGAAGACAUGGGAAUAGGAGAUGAAGAGGAUGAAGGGACAACAAAGGAAACCAAAGAUUUAGAGGGUGUGGACAGAAAACAUGAAGUUGAGGAAAUGGAGAAACAAAAACAAGUGGAGGAAAGAAAGACUCAAGCUGAAGAGGAGCAGUUUGAAGAAGAGGAUGUGAUUGAAAAAGCGGAGCUAGAGGAGGCAGAGGAUUUGGAUGCCAUUGCAGAUGAAGAAAUAAAGGAUUUCUCUGCUGAGAAAGUCAAAGAAGAAGAAGAGGAUGUAUACUUGUCAAAUGUUGGAGGUGUUACAGCUGGCAUUACCUCUACAGCCCAAGGAGCUGCAGCAGCAGAAAACAUAUCAUACAUUCAGGAUGAAACCAUCCCUGGUUACUCUGAGACUGAACAAACCAUCUCAGAUGAGGAGAUCCAUGAAGAAGCAGAGGAAAGGAUUCCACACCUUCAAUAUGAGGUUGGUAGCUAUGAUGUCUCGGUCCCAGACCAACCAGGCUCAUUUGAUGCCAUCCAUGGAAUGAGAGAAAUGCAAGCUGCUGCAAUGGGCAAUGGAACAGGCAAAGUAUUGAUCGGUGCACAGGAGCCACCUAUUUCCAUCUACACCAGCAUAUUUGCUGCACCACUAGCUGAAGAAGAACAUGUUUCUUCAGCAACAUCUAUAACAGAGUAUGACAAACUGUCUUCUUUACCCACUUCCGUUGCAGAAGAUCAGUCAGUGGCAUCCGUCACUGCACCUCAGACUGAAGACACUGGAAAAAGUUCCCUUGUCUUGGAUACCGUUCAACCGGUUACUCAGACUGAUGCCACCCAAGGAAAAGACUACCUACAUUCAGCGGGUACCAUCUCACCAACAUCCUCCUUAGAGGAAGACAAGUGUUUCAAAUCAUCUCCCUCUGAGGAAUCUCCACCACUUCCCUUAGAAGGUAAAACUGAGGGAAUUGAGAUGGCUGUCCAUUACGGUGAUGAAGAGGAGGAUGAAUAUGAGGAUCAAACACCAAAUGUUGACAUUUCACUUGGAAAGUUACAAGAAUCUUAUGCCUCACCUGAUAAAAUAGAGCACAAGGAGACAGAAAUGGACAAACCCAAAAGUCCUGUGCCUUUAGUUCCUGAUACUUCAUCUGAGAUUGAGAAGCCAUCAGUAUCACCUUCUAGGGAGGACUCAUCUUAUGAAGAACAAACAAUUCUCUCCUCCCCAUCUCACGGUGUUACUAAGCUUCCUGUUGCUGAAGCUAGUGUUUUUCCAGAUGUGGAAGACCGAUGCAUUAGUCCUGAUGACAGCACUGUAAAAAUGGCUUCUCCUACACAUUCUGAACCACCUAGUGCAUCUCACUCUCCGCUCAGAAUGUCACCUGUGGAGGGGAAGGAUAAAGUUCCUCUUAUAGAGACUCAUCAAGAACCAGGACUGCCAGUUAGCCCCAUUGAAAUUGAAUCUGAAAAGGAGAGUGUAAAACAAAAACCUGGUAUUUUAGAUGAGAAAGAAAUACCUCAAGCGGAGGAGGAUGAAAAAAAGAGAACCCAGGAAGCAACCUUUGCACCAUCUCUACUUGUUGAUGACUUGUCAGCUAAAAAAGAAAGUCUACCAGUUCUACCAUCAAAAGAAAUAAGUGAUACAAAGGUAAUGCCUGAUCCAAGUGUUGAAAAGAAGGGCAAAGUUGAAGAGGACAUAAAAGAGAGCAGCAAGGCUGUAAUUUUUGAGGAUAAAGAUACCAAAUUAUCUGAUGAUCAUGACAUUGAAGAAACCUGUGAUUUAAAAGUGUCUACAGACAAAGAAGAGAAAAGAGAGAAGGAGAAAGAAAAAGAGGAUGAGAGAGAUGAUAUCAAAGGACAACAUAAGGAGGAAGACCAAUUCUUAAAGUAUUCAGAGGUUACGGAUAAAGGUGAUGUAAUAUCAGGACCAGAAAAAGCAGCAUUGCCCUCUAAAGAGGAUUUUGAUAAGAAAAAUUUAAAUGAAGAAGAGUUUCCAGAAAAGAGUUUCCCAGCAGUUCUGGAAAGUUCUGAGAUAGAAAAACAGGAGAAUGAAAAAGACGAAAUUCAGUCAGAGAAAGCUAAAAUAUCUUCUAAAUUUGACAAGGAAUCCAAACAGAAAGAUCUGACUGAUAUAUCUUGUCAGUCCAUAGAAAGCCUAGAUAUAAAAGCAGAAACAUCAGCAUCUCGGGAAGUAGCCAAAACAUAUAUGGAAACACAAGUCACUGUAGAGACAGAUGUUACAACUAAACCAGAAAAGACCUCGGAGCAGAAAUCUGAAUCAGUUGAUUUUACACUUGAACAGGUGGCUUUGGAGGAAACUGAUUCAUCUGUCCGUAUAAGACCACUUAAGGAAGACACAGAUGGCCUCAAAUCUCAAAUACAACAGUUAAGUGAAAAACCAGAUGUUAUACUGAAAGAUGAAGAAAAGGUAGAAAGUAAAAGUGAGGCUGGACUGACAUAUGAGAAAAUGAUUUCAGCUGCCAAAGAACACCAAGACUCUAUGGAUACAAAUGUAGAGAAAGUAAAAUCUGUAAUACCAGAGCAAAUUUCUCUCUCAAAACCAGAUGUUCAGUCUACAGAGAUGCAUGUAGAAGCUUCCAUUAUAGAGAAGGAUAUUUCUGAUAAAGAUGAUCAAGAAUCUAAAGGGAUGCCAGCACAAGAGAUGAAACCUCAUAGUUUAGAGGCAACUCUAAGUGAGACUGAAAUUACUAGUAAACAAGAUGAAGACUUAAAGGAGAAGCUAUUGGAAGAAACUCAAACCACACAACAAUUAGAAAAAGCAGCUGUAUCAUACAAAGAAGAGUCUCAAAUAACAAAUUCCAUCAUACAACAGUUAAGUGAAAAACCUGAUGUUAUACUGAAAGAUGAAGAAAAGGUAGAAAGUAAAAGUGAGGCUGGACUGACAUAUGAGAAAAUGAUUUCAGCUGCCAAAGAACACCAAGACUCUAUGGAUACAAAUGUAGAGAAAGUAAAAUCUGUAAUACCAGAGCAAAUUUCUCUCUCAAAACCAGAUGUUCAGUCUACAGAGAUGCAUGUAGAAGCUUCCAUUAUAGAGAAGGAUAUUUCUGAUAAAGAUGAUCAAGAAUCUAAAGGGAUGCCAGCACAAGAGAUGAAACCUCAUAGUUUAGAGGCAACUCUAAGUGAGACUGAAAUUACUAGUAAACAAGAUGAAGACUUAAAGGAGAAGCUAUUGGAAGAAACUCAAACCACACAACAAUUAGAAAAAGCAGCUGUAUCAUACAAAGAAGAGUCUCAAAUAACAAAUUCCAUCAUUUCACAGGACACAGAUAAAACUAGCCAAGAUAUAGAAACUGUAGAGGACACUAAAUCCAUAACACAAAUUUCCAGUUCAGACAAAAUGGAUUCCUUACCAAUAUUAGACCAAGAAGCUAAAGACGAACAACUAGAAUUAAGCCAAGGCCAAGUUUUGCUGUCUGAAUCUGAGAAAUUAGAUUUGUCCUUUGAAGAUGAUCAGGACCAGAAAAAUAAAGAGUUUGUGAAGCUAACUAGCAAACCAGAUGAAGAGUCUAAAGAAAGUCAGACUUAUGAAAAAAGAGAUAUGCAUACUAUCUCUAAAUCUGAUUUUGAUUCUGAAGUGAAGAGUGGACCCCAGACAAUAACAGAGAAAGAAGAUGUGCCAGCUAAAGAGGAUGAAAUAAGCAAAGGCAUAUUUGUCAAAUCUGAACAACCAGUCAAGUUUGAAGACAUUUCCCCAAAACCGCAUGAAUCUAAAGAUAAGUGUGCGGAGGAUACUCAACUUCAGAUAUCUACAGAUCAAUCAGUAUUCAUGAUUGCCACUGCUAAAAACGACCAACAGUAUGAAGAAAAACACACUGAAGACAUUGAAACUGAAGAGCUUCAACCAAGCAUGGUGACAGAUGUGCCAUCUGACACAAAACAAGAACAUCAGACAAUAUCUGUGGAAGAAAAGCCAGAACAGAUUCCAACAGAAACAAAAACUCUGGAUUCAAAAUCAGAACAUGAUACUUCAGACACACUGAAGAAAACAGAUCUUCCCAUUGCAGAAGAUAAAACAACCGAUUCAAAAGUGAGCAAAAAGCUAGAGGAGAAAUUAAUUAAAGAAGAUGCAUCAAAAUUGGUGUCAGAUGAAUUAGACAGAAAAAUGGACUUGGGAGCCAAACCAAAAUCUUUGGUAGAAUCUUCAGAACAAAUGUUUGAGACCUCAGAUCUUAGUUGUAAAGAAAAAGUGGAAUUGAAAGAUGAACCUAAAGGAGAUAUGAAACAAGACACAUCAUUUCAUGAAACAGAUACGUUCCCAUCAUCAGACAUUGGAUUCAAAUUAAAUUUAGAUUAUAAAGAAAAAUUCAUUGAAGAAGCCUCCUCAACUGUGGACAAAACAAAAGACACCAAGUCAACCUUUGAAACUACAUUUCCAACCAAAUUUUCAGAUGAAGAUGAAAGUACUGAGGAGGAUGAAGGAGAUGCUGUUUGUAUGGGAGGGGCUGGUUCAAGACCAUUGUCAGUGGAACCUUGGAAGUAUGAAGAACCAAAGGCAAGCAGUUCUGAGACAAGUAUGAAAAAAGAGGAAAUUGUGGCCAAUUUAGAGUUGACUAGAGAUUACAGUGGAACAUCACCUGAACCAGAGAAGGAGUGUAAGGUGGAUACCACAUCCCUUACACCACCUUCUACAGAUACAAGUACUAAAGCUGUAUCCGAGACUCUAACUGAGAGCAAACCAACAAGUAUCACACUGCCCAGCUCUGACAGUCAGGCAAGUGUUGAGGAUGACCAACAUGAAGCAUUGCUUUCUUCAAAGGAAGCAGUAAAACCGGAGAAGGAGGCUGAGAGGGAAAGGGAAGGAGAACGAGAGAUUGCCUCUCCAGGGUUAGAGACACAUUCUGAUUUUCAAAAGACUGGCAGUGCUGAUGAGAAAUGUGCUGAAAAGUCUGAUAGUGAGAAAAUGAAAUCUGAUGACAAGAUGACUUAUGAAGUGGAAAAAGAAAGCUAUGAAGCCUCUAAAUAUGAGCCAUAUGAAAAGCCUGUUUCUAAAGACACUGAGAAAGGAAGAGAGGAAGAGGACCAGUACCCUAGUCUGGAUAGAGAUUUAGAUGACAAAAAAUCAAGUCAGGCCACAUUGCUUGGAGCUGCUUGUUCAGUAGAGGAACAAAGUGAUGAAGAGCCAGUGUCUUUCAGCAAGGUUGAUUACCAGACCUCUCCAAGUAUUCACAGCAGCCACAGUGCCUAUUCAGAGCAAGACAAUAAGGAGCGAUACCAAGAAGAAGAUUUGGUUAGAGAAGAUAGACCAGAUCUUUUUGUUGACACCAGUUCUACAUUUGACAGCAAAGCCACUUCGGCAGCAGGUUCAAGCUUGUUUACCUCUAGUGAUGUGCAAGAUAAAUCUGAGAAAUUGGAGAGAGAAGAGAAGGAGAAAGAGGACACACAUUCUCAUCUUCAAGGAAAAGAUGAUGGAAGUCAUAUUAAAUUGCCAGAUAAAGAGCCAUGUACAUCUGCUUCCAGCCUUUCAAAAACUGAUACACAAGAGAAAGACCAGAAAACAGAAGGAACAUUGGCAAUGCCUCAUUCAGAGGACCUGGACAAGACCAAAAGCCAUGUGACUGAAGCUUCCUCUCCACAAGGACUUCUUACAUCAUCACAAGAUAAAAGUCUUCAGAGUCUAACAACUUCAUCAACAUCUGCUUCCGAUGAGAAGAAAAUGGAGAGUCCAAUCUCAAGUGAAGGUAACAAAGAUAAAAACAAACUCUAUUCAGCUGAAAGCCAAAGCGACCCGUUUUCUUCUGGUCGAUACUCACCACCUGAAAAGGACAUGCUUCCUGCCAGGUUAUCACCUGAAGAUCCCAACACCAGCACUCCUGGUUCUUCAGGGCAGUCCAUGAAAGUUGAAGACAAUGUUCUUGCCCUUGAGUGCUCUGGAAAAACAGAUUCUCUUUCCAGCAAGUCAUUAAUCGUGAGUACAGAGACAGAGGAAUGCUUGGUCAGAAGCCAAAAAAUAUUUGCAGAAGAAGAGGAUGACUUUGAGGAGGAGGAAGAUGCAAGUGACUUGGACAUUGAAAAAGGUGCCAGAGAGAUAUCUGAAAAAGAGUCCAAAGUAGCAUUUGAUAGCAUGACUAUAUCUAAACCACUUGAAACCAAACAAGGAGAUACUACUGGUUACUUAGCAUCUGGAGCAUCUGCAGAAGAUCUACAGAUAGAUACAUCUGGUGAUUCAUCCACAAAAAAGUCUGCCAUAACAGAGCCUUCAUCAGUACCUGCAGAGCACAAGGAUGUAAUGAGCAAAGAGGAUGAACAGUUCAAGAAAAAAGAUUCUUGUUUAGUCUACCAUGACAUACCCAAACCCAGCGAUGACAAACUUGAACCACAGAAAACAUCUGAUAAAAAGCACGAAUUGACUGAAUUUCAAGCUGUUGCUCAAUCAGCCACGUCUGAUGCAACUUACUCAUCAUCUUCAUCCUUUAGUUACUCUUCCUCAACAUCUGCCUCAUAUUCAACUGGUCAACAUCCUGGAGAAGGCCUAGAAUCAUUGAUUAAUAUUCCUAGUGUCCAACUACGAUCAGAUGGAGACAGUAUAUCAUAUGAGUACUCAUCGCUAAAAGAGGAGGAGUCACCCACUAUGGAUUUACCAUGUUUAAAAAAAGAUGAAUACAUGGAAAUCACAGACCGAAUGACACCUGCUACAAUUACAGCUGAAUCAAUAUCUAGUCUUGCCAGGUUUUCUCCUCUCAGUCCCUUGGAGGAAUCCAAAUCAUUACUUCAAGAUCAAACAUCAUCAGCAGAGGAAAAGUCAGAGGAGGAUAUGUCAAGCAUUAAAUCUGACACGGAUCAUGUCACUCUUUUUAAACAUGUAGCAGAGCCACAUUCCUCAAAAUCACCAGAAUCACCAACUUCUGAGCAUGCAACUCACCCAACUGAGGUGGCAUCUGCGACAUCUCUUGAGUUUAAAAUUGCACCUUUGGAGAAGGCUGACUCUACAGACAAACAGUUGCAGGAAAAAUCCUCUGAUGAUGAGCCUGAGGAUAACAAAAGCAGUUUUGAGGAAGGAACCUUACCAUGUAGAAUUGAAUGUGAAAGAUCUUCAGCUACUGAAAAUUUAAGCACAGCAUCUUUACCAGAACAACUUUCUGAUGUAAAACCCUCAACCACAAUAUUAUGUUCAUUUGAUCUGCAAACCAAAGAUGGAACAACAGAAAUUAAAAGUUCUCAGAAGGGGGCAGAUACAACAUGUGGGCCUCUCACUACCAACACACAAAGUGAACAAAGUAUGAAACAAGAAGGGGCAGAGAAAACUGAGAAAAUUAAAGACUUGCCUGAAAAAGUACAGGAGGGGGUUGAAAUGAAAGAAGCAAAAGUGAGCAAAAUGGAAUAUGAAGAGGAACGUGAGACAGAUGAGAAAGGAGGAGUAAACCAUAUAGCAAUGGAGGAAGAACAGAUAAAAGCUGAAAAGAUGGUUGAGGUGAAGUCAGAAAUGAUGGGAGAGAGUCUAGGUGAUGGCAAGAAGUCAGAGCAGCAGAUCGAUUGUGAAGGGAAAAUGGAGCAGUCGAAAGUAAAAAAAGAGGUAGAACAAACUGAAACAAUUGUAGAAAAGGAAUCUAAAGAAAAAAUGGAAGAGAAGAAAGAGCAAACAGAAGAAAAGAUGAUGGAAGAAGACAGCAAAAAAACAGAUACAGUUGAGUCCAGCCAGCAUAGUAGUACCUUUGGGUCCACAAUGCAGCAUGAAAAUAAGGAUGAGAAUGAAAAAGAGGUUCAUGAGAGUAUAAAGGAGGAAAAGGGGGGUGAAGAAAAGGAAAUAAAGGAUGAUUCAAAAGAACAUCCACCAACUCCACUAUCAGGAGCACAGGCUUGUUAUCCUGAGGUCUCCAAGAAGUCAGAGGAGGAAUUCACUCGACCUUCUGAUCUUGGUAUGGAGGCCACGUCCUCGCAUUCACCUUCGCUCUUUAAACACCGUAAAGGAGAUGUCUCUCCAUCCUUCAUUAAUCCAAGCCCACAGGAACUAUCGAGUGAGGAUGAAGAGGAAGAUGCUAGAAGUGAUCAUUCAAGGGAUGAUGAUGGUGAUGAGCGUGAGCAGCAUUCUGUCAAAAGGAGAUCUCAUAAGCAACAUCAUCAUCAUCCCCACAGUCACCAUGAAGAUGGUAAGGAGGGAUCUCACUGCAUACUGAGUGGUACAUCUACUGGGCAAGGCAUUAUGCUAGCAGGGGAGGAAACUCCUCCUACAUCUUUGAGCGAGUCACUACCAUCUCAGUCUGACUCAGAUGUUCCUCCAGAGACUGAGGAAUGUCCUUCAAUUACAGCAGAAGGGAACCUUGAUUCUGAUGAAGAUGCAGAACAUCUACCAGUGGACAAAAUGUCUGCAGCUGGCGGCAGUGGAGGAAGUCAUCAUUCGUCCUCCCCGAGGAGUCACGAUCCCCCGCCCAUUCCAAUGAAAGACACUCUUCCUCACCCUCCGCACCCUGAUGUGUGCAUGGUGGACCCAGAGGCCCUUCUUAAUGGCCAGACCCACACUGAACGACCAGUGAAGAAAGACCUAAAAACAAAUAGAGGCUUGAGGAAGACGCUAGGAAAGUCUGCAUCGCCGGCACGUAAAGGAGAAACAAAAAGCAGGAGAUCUAGUACCCCUGUGAAGCAGACAUCCAAAGACUCCUCACCUCAUGAUCUUAAAAGAAAAGAUUCGGAGAAGACUUUUCGUCUGUCUAAAAUGUCUGAGACGCAGGGAUCCAGAGGAGACAUCUACAACCCAGGAAGAGGACUGGUUAAUGGCGUUAAGAGUAAUGCAGGCUCCAACCUGAAAUCCAUUGCUGGGAAUCCACCUGGACCACCCAUCUAUGUCGAUCUAGCUUACGUUCCCAACCACUGCAGUGCUAAAAAUGUUGAUCAAGAAUUCUUCAAGCGAGUGCGAGCAGCAUACUAUGUCGUCAGUGGAAAUGACCCAGGCAGUGGUGAACCCAGCCGUGCCGUACUAGAUGCACUCCUAGAAGGGAAAGCACAAUGGGGCACUAAUCUACAGGUCACUUUAAUCCCUACACAUGACACAGAGGUAACCCGGGACUGGUAUCAGCAGACCCAUGAGAAACAGCAGGACCUGAAUAUAAUGGUCUUGGCCAGCAGCAGCACAGUGGUUAUGCAGGAUGAAUCUUUCCCAGCCUGCAAAAUAGAAUUUUGAAUUGGUUUUCUAUUUAGAGCUUUCCAUUCAUUCCUCAUUCAUUUCUAAUCUUUUAGGUUUAGAUGAGUUACUCCACCCACAGCAUUCCAUCCGCUGCCAUUUACAGUUUGUAUUCUAAUCCUUAAAAAUUCAACAAAAUCCUAGUGCUGUCAAAGGACUUUAUUAUAAGCUUUGGUCCUGAAUCUAUUGUACAUUUUUGUUUGCAUUUGCAAUGCUUUGGCAGAAAACUGAAUGUUCACUAGCUAGCUGCUAUGAAAUAAUUAUAUAAUGUUAAGUAGGCUAAUGUUGCAUUGAAAAUGUUGUUUUCUCAUAUUCUUCAACAUAACUUAGAGACCAAGAUUUUAUCCUGCCUGGAAUUUGAAUUCAAAGCACAAAAAAUGCCCUCUGAGAAUUGGUUAAUACAUCAUCUGAUUAAUGUUUCACAUCCUUUAUCAUCAAUUUUAGCAGACAUACCACCUAUAGACACAGUUGCCUGGGAGAACAUACUUUUAACAUAAGGUCAGAAGGCCUUAGAGCAAACAACCUCUGAGAACAGACUCAAAAAAAGUUCAGAGUAGCUGUCUUGUGAGCUACGUUUACAAUGAGGCUAGACAAGUCUCCCCAUGUGAUCACAUACCAGCAGAUGAGUGAAGAAAGAAAUAACUGUACUCUAAAUUGCUAAUCCAAUGAGAAACUGUCAAAUCUCAAUUCUUUCAAAUGACAAUUUACGAUAUCAAACAUAAUCCAAGAUUUGUGUCCCUUAGGUGACAAAGAUGGAUCUUUUUCUAUUCAAACAUCUAAUCAGUCUAGCACUCAAUAAUAUAAUAGUAGUGAAGACUGUACAUGUAUAUGUACAUGAUUUUAAAAGUAAAGCAAAGUAGAUGGUAUCUUUACAAACUACUAACCCACUGAUAUGACAGAUUUUGGGUGACUAGACUCUAACAUGAUCGUGUGGCUCAGGAUAUAGAAGGUUAAAGGUUAUAGAAAGAAUAAGAGUUUUGUGUCUUUUCAGUAUUGCAAGUGCUGUAUUAAAGCAUGCUGCUCUAGCUUGGACUAAAUGUUGUUAGUAUAUUAAUCUAGUGAUAUGCUUUGGGGAUCUGUUGGGGUCCAGAUCUCUUCAAAAGCAUACUAAUAACGAGCAGCUUGAAUACCAUCUGCCCAUUAAUUGAGUAGACCACCAUUAGAGUUGCCAAUUACAUGAUGUUCUGUCGAUUGAGUGAAAAUAUUACAAAAAUGUAAAGACCAACAACAGUAUCGCUUCAAAUAAUCUGUUCAAUAUUUUGGUGUAAAGGAUUCAGACUUGUGACAAGUUGAAUGUUUUGUUUGUGUGUUGUUGACAUACUUGACCUAUUUUUUUUUUCUUCUCCAAGCUGAGAUUCUCUGGCUUCUCAAGCACUUUAGGUUUAACUUGAUUGAAAGGAAACUGGUGGAAAUUACACUAUGUAUCAAAAUGUAGCAGUAGAGACAUUUGUUCUAGAGAGACUAAUCAACAAGAGUGAAUAUUUGUUUUCACGGUUGCUGUGAGAGCAGACAGUGAGGGUUACCCUCGUGCCUUUUGUGUGUUGUUUAACAAAGAAAAUCCUUAGUUAUUACAUACUUAUACAUGCACAUGCAUUUAUUUUGGAUUAACUAAAAUUCGAAAAGCUAUAAAAGUUUCAAUUGACUGGGAAGUGUGAGUAUUAUCAAACAGCAGGCAUUUAUAAUAACUACUUUGUUGCACCUAGUACAAUUGCACUUUUUUUUUUUAAAUUAAGUCAGUUUGGUAGGCAGGCAGGCAUCCUCAUGUAAAUAAUUGUGUAACAACUUAAUUUAUUUGAAAAACAAAUAUACAAAUUUCAAUUAAAAUGACUGAUCAACAUUUGUGUUUUGGUCUGGCAAUGUGGACAAGAACUAAUUUAGCUAGUUAUUAUCUAAAUUAAAUUGUAUGGUGGUCUGUUAUAGAGAACAAAUACUCGUAGGCCCAGUUUAAUAGACAGGAGCUUAGCCUAAACCAGGAUUAGGCCAUACUUUAAUUAGGACAUUUAAUUAUUUUUUUUACAAACAUUUUAGUCUAGGUCUAGGCUUAAGCCUUGUCUGUGAAACCAGGGGUUAAAGUACUAGAACAGGGACAGUUUAAGAUACAAUUUUGACUUUUCUUUUGAAUUUUGGCAUUUUUAUUGCUUAUAUCUUUACAAAGAAUAAAAAUUCAGCCUAACCUGAAGUUAUAUAAUUUACAAAACAAUCUAACAAUUAGUGUUUCUGUUUGCACUGGAGGCAAGAAAACUAAUUAGCAAUCUGUCAUUUGCUCGAUGUAACAGUGGCUCUACAUUUUCAGUUACAUUGUGAACAGUUUCUUCGAUAGCAAAACAUCAAGACCUCAUUGGUAAAUGCACAUUUGUUUUGUCCUGGAAAGAACCUUUGCUUUCAAAGGCAGUAGUGCCAUCAUCCAUCCUGUUAGAAAACAAGCUCUGAAACACUGCACCCCUAACCCUAAUCCAGUAUAUUCACAGGGAGUGGAUAGUUUUUAGCCUGCUUUAAGUUUUUGUCUUGUUUUUUAAUGUAAAAGUCAGUAUUAAGCAUUGCUGUAGACUUAAUUUUGUGUUAUUUUAAUCUAGAUUUAAGUUCACUCAGAGAAGUUGUCUUUGAGAUGGUCAAAGUGACAGGGUCUUUGUGUACUUUUACUUGCUGAGAACGCACACACAGGUUAGUAAUGGUGGUCAAAGCCUAAGAACUCAGCUGUAGGGCCUCAGAAAGCCUUGAGGAUUACACUAGUUUAUUGGUUAGAUACAGAAUUAUUCGCAAAAUCACACCCAAUUCCACCGGUGUACGCAAACCCACACUAAGACCAAAUUCAUUUAUUUUUUUGCUAGAGGGAUUGUUAAAAUGGGCUGAAUCUGUACUGUACCUUGUAUGGUAUGGAUAUAUUUUCAUAUUUGAAAAUAUGAGUGUUUUAUUUCAAAUACCUGGCCUUAGUAACAAGUACUGUAUGUUCUUGUUAAUUAGCUGUGAUUCUUCUGUUAAAGAUGAAUGCACUAACUUGAAAUAAUAUUUUUGAAUGUAAAAGUUGCUUUGCUGGAUGCUGCUUGAACAAAGAACUAGCAAAAUAUGCACAUGGGAACAGUGAACCUCAGAAAAUGGGUCACAGAAAGAACUGGUUAGAAUCGUCAGUGACUCAUGACAAAAUAUUACAUGUUCAGCUGUUGCUGAUUUUAGUACAGAUACAUAACUCUCUUGAAAAUAAGAUUCAAAAACUUUGGUUUGCAGACGGCUGUUUCACAACUAACAUACUGAUAAUGGAUAACACUACAGACGUGAGGUUUCCUUCUUUACACUUAAAAAAGGCAAAAUGGAAAUCAAAACAAAUGGCGUAACCUGUACAUAAAUCAAAAUAGCUGAUGCGGUCAUCUGUGAGAAAUGCUUUCUUUUAAGAAAGUUCUAUGGUCAUUGUACUUCUAAUUUCCUAAAGAUAAAAAAGACUGCUUAAAGUACCUCUACGAAUCUCUAUUAGUUCAGUUUCAUUCUACAUCAAAUGUAUCAUCGUGAUGUAUUCAUUUGGCCAUAUGUAUACGUAUCCAUCUUUGCAUGUGACCUUAUUAGUUAUACUCCUGAAUGUAAUCGUUUAAUAAUCAGAAUUAAAACUAUUUUAAGAAGAUAUAUUUGAAGCUAACUGUCUUUAUGGUACUGAAAUAUGCAUAUAUUAUUGGGCUUGGCUUCUGUUUGCCCUAAGAUGUUGUCAAGAAGAUGCUGUGAUAUUUCCUCGUUCUUUGGCGCUGUCUGAAUCUUAGUUCUCUUAUUCUUUAGUGCAAUAUUCAACAUUCUGUCUUUAAAAGCUCAGUGCAAAAGUAGAUUUCUGCUGAUUUACUGUAAAGGGAACCCAUCAUCAAUAAAAAAUAAAAAAUAAAACAU
Carassius auratus (goldfish) is the source of this 15503-nucleotide messenger RNA. RefSeq names its product microtubule-associated protein 1B-like. Lineage: Eukaryota; Metazoa; Chordata; Actinopteri; Cypriniformes; Cyprinidae. Gene Ontology annotation, cellular component: microtubule; cytosol; dendrite. Gene Ontology annotation, biological process: axonogenesis; microtubule cytoskeleton organization; dendrite development. Gene Ontology annotation, molecular function: microtubule binding; actin binding. The record is from RefSeq and is a predicted model, not a curated record.